Messenger RNA from Lolium perenne, 1059 nucleotides. Lineage: Eukaryota; Viridiplantae; Streptophyta; Magnoliopsida; Poales; Poaceae. The record is from RefSeq and is a predicted model, not a curated record.
AUGGCUGCGCUCGCACCCGUGGGCUGCGACCUCGCCUUCCGCAUCAACAUCCUUAUAGCGCCCGCGCCCAUCUACUCGUUCUUCAACCGCGGUGGCCGAGCUGCGCCCGUCUCCGCCGGCUCCGGCCGCUGCGCCUCGCGCCAUCUUCACCUUGCAGCUGCCAGCUCGCUGCUGCCGACAUGCGCCUCUCCAACUCCGGCACCAGCCUGCCACCCUGGCCGGCUUCGCCAACGCCCGCGUUUUCCUCUACGCGCGCGCUCCGACCGCCUCGCUAACGUCCGGCUCCGGCUGGGACGUAUCUCCAGCUUCACCGCCAUCACCUAUGGCUCAUCACCUAUGCCUGGUCCGGUUCCGGCUGCUGCGCUCCGCGCCGUCCGGCUUCGCCCGCGCCACAGCGCGCCGAUCGGUUGCGUCCCGCCACGGCCACAUCCGGCUUCCAUAACCUCCCCUCUCGUCCGCUCUACGUCGACGACGUCCGCUGCCUCAAGCAGCACCGCGUCCGCCUCCGGCACCCGUAUGCGCCGGCUACGAUCGCGCCCAACCACGGCGCACUCGGCUCCGCCCUCCACGGCCAUCGCCGGCUCCGCCCGCAACCCCGCAGCCGCGUCCAGUGUUGGCAUGGCGUCUCCGUCCAGCCUUCGCGGCCGCUCGCCCACGUCGAGCUCACGCCGCUGGCCACCUCGGCUGCGCCCCCGCUACGACCAAGUCCGGCUGCCACGGCCUCCGUGGCCAUCUCCGGCUUCCCGCGACGGCUACGCCCUGGUUCAACUUCGGCUGCGCGUCGCCUCCACCGGGCCGGCUUCCGCCAAAAUCGACCUCACCAUGGCCGGCUCCCGCCCACCACGGCCACCUUCGGUUGCGUGCGCGCGAGCAGCAGCACCAACAUGCACGUCAUCCCGCGGUCCGACUCGCACCGGGCGCUAUUACGCGAACAGGUGCACGCCCGCUCGCUGCGGCCCCCUGGGGUCCAAGGCUCCGUCCCGCGCCUCGCCGCGCCACGCUGUGCUCCGUCGGAUGGAGGGCCGUUGGCCGAAAGAAAAGAAAAAUCAUGGGGUUUGA